Felis catus (domestic cat) is the source of this 7071-nucleotide messenger RNA. It is a transcript of the gene ATXN7, whose product is annotated as ataxin 7. The coding region runs from base 1263 to 4238 and encodes 991 amino acids. NCBI's taxonomy places the organism in Eukaryota, Metazoa, Chordata, Mammalia, Carnivora, Felidae. The record is from RefSeq and is a predicted model, not a curated record. The transcript has 15 exons.
GAGGAAAACCAGUUAAACUCCAGAAGUGAAAACUGCUUAACCUAUCAAUGCAACAUAUAUAAUAAGAUCUGAACAGAAUUAAGAAGAAAGAACUUCCACAAUCAUAGCAGAUGAAGAUCCACUGGUAAAUCAAUCAGAAAUUUUGGCCUGCCCGCCAAGGAAAAGUGUUCAGAUGAAAAGACUAAUAUGAUACCAGGAAGUCAAUGACAAAGGGCAGGGAAGGAAGAAGUAUAACAAACUCAAGUCUGCCGGAAGAAGUGUGACGAAGUCACAUCCAGACAGCAGAGAAGUUGGCCACCUCUAUCAUGCCAGAUGUUCCAGAUAAAAAACAUGAAACCCUCUUCCUCCCCACCUAGAGAAAGCACCUGUAAGCAAGCAACGAUGACAAACGUGCCACAAGAGUGCUGUUAUUGCCACGUGAAACAUGAUGAUCAAAAUCCUUGUUUCUGUCACAGGCUUCAGAUUCUCACGUCAGUUUGAAAUAACAGAGCACUUACUGAGAGUGAUUGGUGUGGUCUGCUACUGUUUCAAGUACUUCACACGCUUUGGUUAUUAAGUAGUCUUUUAUUUUGCUAUCUUUACCUAUCACUUAAGCAAAAGCUUUGCAGGGCGCGCGCGUGUUUGUGUGUGUCUGUUGAGGAGGGGUGCUAAAUUUUGUGGGCUAGUGCUUAAUUUAGUAUACAAAAAUCUGACAAAACUCUUCUAAACACAUUUUCUAGAAGUGCUGUAUAUUCUCCUAAGCCCUGGGUCCCGCCCCUGCCGAAGCAAAGACAACCAUAAAGAGGGAGGGACUAACAACUCCAUCUGAAAAUGAACCCGAUUUUAAAAUGGCAAGAUUUUUAAAAAAAAAUUUUCGGGGCGAACGAAUCACUUCUAGGAGCAAUGGAAGGGGAAAUAGGGAAAUUUCGGGUAGUGUCCUCAAAACCUGUACACAGAAUCACCGCCGCCUGUCUCUCCAUCUUAAACUGGUUUCAUGAUCUCUCUUUGCUAGACGAGAAGUUCAAGUUCUCAGGGCGCACGCUGUGACCUCUAGUGGUGGGCAUCCGGCGAACACCGGGGCUUCGGGCUGACACCUGGGACGGCACCUGGGCCGCAUUUCCUUGCCGGCCCGUGGUUUCCUACACAUUAGGCGGCGGCUUGCCAUUCAUGCUUUUGACAGCUGCGUGGCCGCCCGCGAGCGGAAAGCGAAGUGCUCCCUGCACCAGCCUCUGGGCCCCUGGUCCGAAACCUCGGGCGGGAGGGCCCGACGGCGACCACAUUCGAUGGUGCCCCGGGGCCGGCCAGCCCGCUCCUCCAUAGGUGGCUGCGUUUCCGACUUCGCCCUGGCUCCACUCCGGGGGCUUGACGUGCAAACUUCGCCGGAGCGAGCUGAGAGGGAGGGACCGGCGUGGGGGAGGAGGCGGCGGGAGGCGCCUCUGCUUAAGGGAGCCGGCCGGGCGCCGCGGCUCGGACGGACGCGCGGACGGAAGGAAGGAGCGGGGCCGCCGGGCCCGGCCCGGGGAUGCGAGCGGCCUCAGGGAGCGGAAAGAAUGUCGGAGCGGGCCGUGGAUGACGUCAGGGGGGAGCCGCGCCGAGUGGCGGCGGCAGCGGGCGGAGCAGCGGCGGCGGCCGCCCGGCAGCAGCAGCAGCAGCCGCAGCAGCAGCAGCAGCCUCCGCAGCCCCAGCGGCAGCAGCCGCCGCCGCCGCCGCCGCCGCGGCGCCUCCGGCCGGAGGACGGCGGCCCGGGCGCCGCCUCCACAUCGGCCGCCGCCGCAAUGGCGACCGUCGGGGAGCGCAGGCCCCUGCCCAGUCCAGAAGCGAUGCUGGGACAGUCGUGGAAUCUGUGGGUCGAGGCUUCCAAACUUCCUGGGAAGGACGGGACGGAAUUGGACGAAAGUUUCAAGGAGUUUGGGAAAAACCGCGAAGUCAUGGGGCUCUGUCGCGAAGACAUGCCAAUAUUUGGUCUCUGUCCAGCCCACGAUGACUUCUACUUGGUGGUGUGUAACGACUGUAAUCAGGUUGUCAAACCGCAGGCAUUUCAAUCACAUUAUGAAAGAAGACACAGCUCGUCCAGCAAGCCUUCUUGGGCCGCUCCUCCCACUUCAGUAUUUCCCUUCUUCCCUUCUCUGUCCAAAAGCAAAGGAGGCAGCGGAAGUGGAAGCAACCGUUCUUCCAGUGGAGGUGUUCUAGGCGCAUCCUCAUUAAGUUCCAAGUUGCUGAAAUCACCCAAAGAGAAAUUGCACCUCAGGGGGAACACCAGGCCAAUGCAUCCCAUUCAGCAAAGUAGAGCCCCCCAUGGUAGAAUCAUGACGCCCUCUGUCAAAGUGGAGAAGAUUCAUCCGAAGAUGGACGGCACACUACUGAAAUCUGCGGUGGGGCCGACCUGUCCUGCUACUGUGAGUUCCUCAGUCAAGCCUGGCCUUAACUGCCCCUCGAUACCAAAGCCAACCUUGCCUUCACCUGGACAGAUUCUGAAUGGCAAAGGGCUUCCCGCACCAUCCGCUCUGGAAAAAAAGUCUGAAGAUAAUUCCAGUAACAGGAAAUUUUUAAAUAAGAGAUUAUCAGAAAGAGAGUUUGAUCCUGACAUACACUGUGGGGUCAUCGAUCUCGACACCAAGAAGCCCUGCACCCGGUCUUUGACAUGCAAGACACAUUCCUUAACUCAGCGGAGGGCUGUCCAGGGUAGAAGAAAACGAUUUGAUGUGUUAUUAGCCGAGCACAAAAACAAAACCAGGGAAAAGGAAUCGAUUCGCCAUCCGGACUGUCAGCAACCAACGCAGCCUCUCAGGGACCCGCAUCCCGCCCCUCCUAGACCUCCACAGGAGCCACACCAAAACUCUCACGGAGUGAUUCCUUCUGAAUCAAAGCCUUUCGUAGCUAGUAAACCUAAACCUCACACCCCCAGUCUUCCAAGGCCUCCAGGCUGCCCUGCACAGCAAGGCGGGAGUGCCCCCAUUGACCCUCCUCCAGUCCAUGAAUCUCCACACCCUCCCCUGUCUGCCACUGAGCCAGCUUCUCGGUUAUCCAGUGAGGAGGGAGAAGGCGAUGACAAAGAAGAGUCUGUUGAAAAACUGGACUGUCAUUAUUCAGGUCAUCAUCCUCAGCCAGCAUCUUUUUGCACAUUCGGGAGCCGGCAGAUUGGAAGAGGCUAUUACGUGUUUGACUCCAGGUGGAACCGGCUUCGCUGCGCCCUCAACCUCAUGGUGGAGAAGCAUCUGAACGCGCAGCUGUGGAAGAAAAUCCCACCAGUGCCCAGCACCACAACACCCGUCUCCACACGUGUUCCUCACCGGACAAACUCUGUGCCCACAUCGCAGUGUGGGGUCAGCUAUUUGGCAGCGGCCACUGUGUCUACGUCCCCAGUCCUGCUCUCGUCCACCUGCAUCUCCCCAAACAGCAGAGCGGCACCAGCUCAUGGAACCACACUGAACGCACAGCCCGCCGCCUCCGGGGCAAUGGAUCCUGUGUGCAGUAUGCAAUCCAGACAAGUGUCCUCUUCGUCCUCCUCCCCCUCCACACCCUCCGGCCUUUCCUCAGUCCCCUCCUCCCCUAUGUCCAGAAAACCUCAGAAGUUGAAAUCCAGCAAGUCUUUGAGGCCCAAGGAGCCUUCUGGUAACAGCACUAACUGUCACAAUGCCAGUAGCAGUACCAGCGGCGGCUCAGGAAAGAAACGCAAAAAUAGCUCCCCACUGUCAGUCCACUCCUCCUCCUCCUCCUCCUCUUCCUCCUCCUCCUCCUCUUCCUCCUCUUCCUCCUCUUCUUCUCAUUCCAUGGAGUCUUUUAGGAAAAACUGUAUGGCACACUCUGGGCCUCCCUACCCCUCAACGGUAACAUCUUCCCACGGCAUCGGCCUCAACUGUGUGGUUACUAAAGCGAACUCGGUGAGUGUCCGGCACGACCAGUCAGGGAGGGGCCCCCCCGGUGGGAGCCCCGCUGAGUCCAUCAAGAGGAUGAGUGUGAUGGUGAACAGCAGUGACUCCACGCUUUCUCUUGGCCCGUUCAUUCACCAGUCCAGCGAGUUGCCCGUCAACUCCCACGGCAGUUACUCACACUCUCACACUCCUCUAGACAGACUCAUAGGAAAGAAAAGAAAGUGCUCGCCCAGCUCAAGCAGCGUCAACAACGGCAGCAGCAAACCCACAAAGGUUGCCAAAUUGCCAGCCAUGAACAACGUGCACAUGAAACAUGCGGGCGCCAGCCCAGGGGCACAAGGACUGACGAACAGUUCCCUCCUUCAUCAGCCAAAGGCACGUCCCUGACAGCUGAACAUGGCACGGGGAGGAAUAAUCUGGACACUUUUGACGACAAGUUACACCUCCACUCAGCACUAUGGACUCCACGAUGCCUUUGAGUCUGUUUUCCCAACCUCCUGUGGGCCUCGAGGGUAGAAAUCUGCCGGGCUGUUGUUGUAACGAGGAUUUCCCUGAAGCUAUGUCAGUAGCAGUGAGUACUCGUAAAGGACACUGGAUCAAGUUCAGCCACCGAAAUUGCUUUUAUCAGUGUUAAAGUGGUCUGGACUGCUUGCUACCAAUCUGUGAGAAGUUUUUGCUUUGUUUUUUAACUUGCAGCACAUCAUGGAGCCGCUCUUUGAGUAGAUUGGCUGGGGGAGAGCAUGUCUUGGCAAAAGCAUUACUGUAGACUUUCUCCCUUCCUCCUCUCCCCGUCCCAGGUGUUUUUCUUACACUGUCUUCUGUAGGUCCCUCUCCAGCAGUUAGGUACCCCAGCUGGAGACGCCUUCCGGAGGAGGGCAGAGCUGCCCCCUGCACAGCCCUUCGCAGAAGGGCUCGGUCGUUAGGUUCUUACAGCGACGCUCCAGGAUUGGAAUACGGACGUUAGCGCGAGGCACCGGGACAAAAUAGCCUGUGUUUUCCCCCAGCCUUUUGCAGGUGAUUUGGGAUAGAAGCUGUCAAGAGUUUCUAACUUACAAACUGGUUUAAAGCCAUUGAUGCCCAGAAAGCGAGUAUACGACAUUUUAGAGGCUUACUUUUCAUGGUACAAAAGCAAUUCUAUGUGAUUUUUUUUUUUAAGAAAAUGCAAAUGCAAACUAGUUUUGAUAAUGGAAAGCCAAAUUUUGGUUGGGGAAAGGGGGGGGGUGGAUGAAAUCACUAUGGGGGGAAUGUUUUUCCAAGAUUUCCAAAGAGAUGGAAUUUUUUAUCCUUCAAGUUUUCAUGUUAAACAGUAUGGUAGAUUGGGCUGGCUGUCCUGCUCAGUCUCCCAUUUUUAAAAAAUUGCCUUUGUAAAGUGAAAUUAUUAGGAUGCAGCAGAAACUGUCAUUCACUAAGUCAUUAAUAUACUUAAUGUUUCCAGGGCACUCUGUGCAUUACCCUCAGUCUCUGUGGAUACUGUCCUGGGACUCUGUAAAUUUCUGUGUCGAGUGCUCCCCAUAUUGUGUGUGUAUCUGCACUCCCCUUCCUGUCCACGUGUUCAUUUGGAUGCCAGUGGGUGGGGAGCAGGCACCCAGGGAGGGGAGUAGGCAGAUGUGUACGUGUGCCCAUGCACAGAUGCUGUGACGCAUUAUAUAGUGUCUCCCCGACAGACCCUCCUUUCUGGGGAUUAAUGCCAGCCAUCUUCCUGAGAGAGAUUUGGAGACCUUCGUGGUUAUUCGUUUAUUUUUUUUGAAUACCCCAUCCCAAAAGACAGAGCUUAAUAUGUUAAAACGUCAUUGCUUAAGAAGGUAUCAUUGAAUUUGGGGGAUGAGCUGGGGCAUUUUAACUGGUGAUUCCACUCUCACAGCUCCUGAAACAAUAAAUAACCCAGGCACUUGUACUUAGAAGAACACACAAAGUUGCCGAACACCACAGGGUAAAUUUCCCAAGGCUCUGAUCAUUGUUCUGGGCAGAGCCUGGACAGAGCAAAUCAGUGCAUCCUUUUUUUCCCUACAGUUUUUGGGUUACAAACUUCAGUUUCAGGGAAUUUCAAGUCAACAACACGUAGAAUGAAUAAAUACUUGGUUACCAGCCUAAUAAUGUGAAUUGCUACAGAAUUACUCUUAUUAUGUAAGACAACGAAAACUUUAUGCAGAUACUUUAGCUAUAAAUUGAUGUAAACUAUUGAUUUUUUUUUUUAAAGGAAGGGGAGAGGAGUAUCUUGUUCACUUAUUAUGCAAUCAGUAAAUAUUUUUAAAAAAUGAUACUAUAGGAGAGCUUAUUAAGGAGAGCGCGUGGAUGGGCCAGUUUGGUGCAGUUAGGAGAAAUCAGUCUGGUUGUUCCGUCCCAGUGGAGGGAGAGAACGGAGGUGAGGGGGAAUCAGAACGUCUUUAGUUGAUUCCUGGGUGACAAGUGCAAUGGGGUAUGGGUAGAAUUUAUUUUCAGAGCCAAGGGGACUUGAUGGAUAUAAAUAAAGUUGCUUUUAGCAAUGGAAUUUAUAGACAGAUCAUGUUGUUCCGAAAGAUGUGAAUAGGACCCAUGAUAGCAAGUUGAUUCAGAAUUAUGUAGAUAUUUAGAUAAGCGAGUGUUGAUCAUUUGAUUUCUUAGACUGAGGUUUUAAUUGAAUUUCAUUAUGUCUCCCGGUAGUACACAGAUGAUCGGGAUUAGGAAAUUAGCCAUUUUGGAUUCUGCCUGCCACAAACAGACCUAUUCUAAACAGUGCUAUUAAAUUUUAGACUGUUCAAAUAUUUUAUUUUCUCCUACAACUACUUUUUAUUAUAAUGAACAAUUAAGACCAUUUAAAACACGGGAGUACAAGUAUUUUUUUGAAUUAAAUUAACUUGCAAAAACCAAAUUUGCAGUGGUUGGGUUGUUUCUAGACAGACUUUGGUAUCAAUUUAAAACCAAGAUAAUUUUUAUAUUCUUUCCAAUAGAAUUUCAUGACAACUCCUGCAGUUUUCUUAACCUACAAAAAAAAAAAAAUGUGCUGCAAUGAUGAACAAAGAAUUCUACAAAACCUACUUUUGUAUCUUUAUUUUGGAAUUUCUUGUUCUAUUAUAAAUAUGGAAGUAUCCCUAUUUCAGAAGACAUAUUUUGUUAAAAAUGAAUUGUACAUAUUUAAAUAUGUAUUUUUGCACAGGUCUUUUUUUCUGAUAUCCUGUUUUGGUACAAUUGAGAUCAUCUAGUAUUUAUUUAUUAAUUAAUAAAAGUAAAUACCUUUUUAUAA